AUGCACCAGAGCCCGGCGCACACCGCUAGUACGCACGGAACCUCGUGGUUCUCCAGUGGCACCCGCGCCUACGCCACUCCCUCGACCGAAGGCAAGAAGCGCGCUUCGUUCAAAGUCUGGACACGUCUUCUCGCCAACCUCACGGCCUACAUCUCGUCGUGCCUUCUGACGUCAACGGGGUUUGCACCCAACUCGUGCUCGCGCGCCGAGUGGAGCUUGCUCGCGACGCCCGCUGCGUGGGUCGCUACGGGCAACCAGCUCGCGCACCUCAUCGAUGUCCCUCCUGCAUCCACGCUCUAUGUCACAACGUGCGUCGUCGGCUGCAACGACAAGCUGUCGGCGGCGUCGGUCCAGCUGCUCGUAGGCUACAACAGUUAUCCUGAAUGCAACCCGACGCACGGCGGCCAACCCAUCGCCGGCAUGGUUCUUCUCGAAGGCGCCACUGUCGACAGUGUCUACCCCCACGGCGCGUACCUCUUGACGGUCUUUGCAGACGCUGUCGUUGACAAGGUCGAACGAGUCCUCGUCGGCGUCGAUGGGAGCUCGCAGGCGUAUGCGGAUGGCGCCAACUCCAUUGUGCACUCGACACCGCUCGGUGCGCACUAUGGCAUCGAAGCGUCGUGCACAGCGCAUAUCGUCGAUGUGUCGACAAAGGUGCAGGGCCAAGCCGGCUGGAGCUAUGGCAAGCAUUCGAAGAUCGCCGUCGUCACAGGCAAAGCGUGUGGACAUGUCGUCGCCAACGCGUUGGAGAUUGAAGUGUUGCUUGCGAUUUUGUUUGUUGUGACGCUCAUCGGGUGCUCGGCCGACAUCAUCACGACGCUCCAAGGCGUCCGCGGCGUCCUCCAGCAAAAACCAGUCCUCACCUACGACUUUAUUUCGAGCUUGGAGCGCCGACGAGGUCUCCACUUGGUCGGUAUGUGCAACAUGUACCCAGCGGCCAUCUAUCUUGAUGUCGGCCGGCUCUACGACGCGUCGUCGACGUACGGCGAGCUCGUGUGGUUUUGCGCCGUCGUCGUCGUCGCCAUGCUCUCAGCAUGGGGUAUGCUAUGGCUCAGCUUUUUCAUGUCGUCAAUUCCAAGUCCACGCGCAUUCCUGCGUUAUCGGCUGGUUCCCAUGUCUGCCUCGGUGCUUUUGUACGCCGGUCUCCUGGCACUCUUCUUUGAUCUGCUACCUCGGCACGAGACAAUGCACAAAAGUAUGAUGACCUCCAUCACCAACACCCUCACAUUGCACAUCGACGGGCGAGACUGUCCGUGCGGUGCCUUUGCUACGAUUGCGAUUGCCCCCGCGAUCAACGAAGUUUUACCAGCGAUCUUUGGGUGGCUCGCCGUCUGCUAUCUUGCGAGUGUGGUCUAUGGCGUGUGCAAGCUUCGGCUCUUCAGCGGCAAGUGGCUCCUAGACGCCGCAUGGACCAAGGACAAUGUCUUUAUCAAGGUCUGUGGUGCACCGCAUUGGACGACGACACUGCCAUUUGACGCAGCUGACACGGUGCGUAUUGGCCAUCGGCUGUUCUGCAAGCCGAGCAUGGUAGCACGCUUGGGCUUUGUCGCGUUGACGGCCAAGCCAGCGGCCCGCCACGUGCUCACGGAAGCCAAAACGAAGAGCGACGAUGACGGUAUCUUUUACCUCGUAAGCGUCUACGACUUUCUUCCGGCGCUCUUGCCGCCCUACUGGCGCGUGUAUGCGCCCAAGAUCCUCGGACACAUCAAAAGCAACGACCUUCAGCCGCCCAGUUCACAUCGUCUCGCGCCGUCCAAACAGUUUACGUUUACGCGAGGGUCGUGCGUCGGGUAA
Saprolegnia parasitica CBS 223.65 is the source of this 1794-nucleotide messenger RNA. RefSeq lists its product as hypothetical. The transcript is spliced from 3 exons. NCBI's taxonomy places the organism in Eukaryota, Oomycota, Saprolegniomycetes, Saprolegniales, Saprolegniaceae. The record is from RefSeq and is a predicted model, not a curated record. The coding region runs from base 1 to 1794 and encodes 597 amino acids.